CUGUAGCCUACCUGUUGUCUACCUGCCUGGUUGAGUCUGCCUUUCUUUGCUUGCCUGCCUGGUUUCCUGACUUCUGCCUGUGAUUUGACAACGAAUCUUAAAAAACAGACACAUCGACGCAGAGAUGAAGUGGAAAACUGAACUGAUUCUAAUCGGACUGGUUCUUCUUCUGAUCAACGCAAACACAGAUAAUGGACGGUUAAUUUGCCCAAAGAGCCGGGUUGGACCAGCUGUCGGAGAGAGCGUCACUUUGGAGUGCCACGUUGAUCCUGAACGUGAUGUGACGCCUGAACUAUUUAAAUUGAUGUUCAAUCAGGCCGACCCUGUCCUUGUAUACGGCGAUGGAAAGGUUUCUGAUGAUCAGGCAGAACAGUUCAAAGGCAGAGUGUCUCUUGAAUCUAACAGUGAGAAUCUAAGCAAAGGGGAAUUUGUAGUGAAAAUAUCACCAUUAAAUACAACUGAUGCUGGAACAUACACCUGCACUGUUGGAAAGGGAUCACAGAAAAUCUCCUGCAGUAUUGAUCUCAUCAUUGAUUUUUCAACAGAUCCAAAAGAGAAUAGGAUCCCAGGAAAUCCGACUGACAAUGGCGGUGGUGAUCACAAUACAUAUGUCACUGGCAGUGGCAGUGUCAUUGGCAUUGUCAUUAUCAUUGGCAUUGUCAUUAUCAUUGUCAUUGUCGUUGCUGUGGUGUUGUGCCGACGUAGAACGAGCCAAAGACAAGAAAACAAUCAAAACGUGGCUCCGGAUGCGAAUGAGUUGAAUGCUCCGUUGAACGCUCCAGAUGAGAGCAACGGGUGAAGCGGGAACAUCUGUGGUAUUAAAGUCCAGUCUGUGGCUGUUCUUUGACUACCUGCCAAAAGUACCUUUAGAAAAACACUCCAGUGGGCCUAAAACUUUACAAAGCUCAGGAAAUGAAGACGAUGCAAUGUGAAAUUGUAUAAAGAAAAGAUAUGUGAAUGUUACUUUUUAAAAAGGGCACUCCACUGAUCUUACACAUGAAGUUUAGUUAACUAGUACUACUCAGCCUGUCAAAAUUAGGGGUUUAAUGGUCUGUGCGUUCGUCCGGUUCGGUAUGCAACUUCCUCGGUUCGGUACGCCCUGUGACCCAAACAGUUACUGUCAAAAUAGUCUAUUGAUGUCUAUGUACUUGAACACGCUGAACAGAAAUUCUGGGGCGGGAGUGGCAGCUGUUGUCAGCUGUAGCAUGCUACUCGGGUUAGACCUGUUAGUCAAGCUCAUGAAGUGACGCUGCCUCCGAAAGGCAGACACACAAGAGAGACCUGAGCUGGAGGAUCCUCCAUGACAUUUAGAUCCACUGUAUGGGAGCAUUGCGGUUUCCUUGUUAGUUACACUGAAAAUGAAGAAAGAUUAGUAAAAAACCGAAUGCCAACACUGUUCAGCUCAAGUCGUCUACUGUAUGUCUGCGGAAACAUGGAAACAUGCUCAUUCACGACGGCAUCACCCGAAUGUGUCGAUUAGCGAAACGAGAACAGACUGGAAGGAGAGUCCUUCUCCCCACAGCGUUCGGGCAGCCUCUCACUGCAGGUUCAGUGAUGUUGCCAAAGCAACAGCUAAUGCUAUAGAGUGUUUAUCACUGCGCGUAUGUGACCGUACUCGGCCGUAGCGAAGGAUUUAAGCAUAUGGUGUAUAAGUGCUUAAGCCCGCUACCGUGUGCCUUAACAUGUCCAUUUUAGUCAGCCCGUUGUGCUGCCCUGCAUAAACGAGCGCAGGCUGCAGUUGUGCAGGAAUUAUCAACUCGACCGGCAGUUGAGUUCAGCUCUGAUGGAUGGACACCCAGGGCUACAGAGCCGGCCCUCGUCAUCACUUCUUUGACAAUAUGCCAUUAUUUGAGUGCCUUAACUGUUACAGUAAGAAUUAUGGCCAAAGAGCCACUGUUAAAAUAAAUAAAUUAGAAAAUAGUUUGGUACAUUUUUUUGAUUUCUCUGCUGUACCGAAAACAUACCGAACUGUGACCCAAAAAACGAGGCACACCGAACUGUGAAUUGUCUUAGAGUUACACAUCUAGUGAAAACAGUUAUAUAAUCUCUUCUGUGGGUCUGGGGGGCUUUCUUAAAUUUGAAAAAAUAACCAUGAUGAUGUCAUAGUAACUACUCUGCCUCUGCUGCUCAAUUUUGACCUUUCUUUAAAAAUCAGUCCCCCCCCUCCCCCCCCAACAUUAUGACAGUGCAACACUAAAUCGGUGGAGUGCACCUUUAAACAUCUGUGUAAAAAGUCAAUACUUCAUCCAAAUGUAUUUUUUGUAUCAAUUAUUGUAUCAUCCCCUUUAACUCUGAAGUUCAUUUGCAUAGACUUCAAAACUUGAUAGAAAAAUAAAGUUUGGUUGAAGUGUUUUCUUCAGCACCAAAAGCUGACUUUAGAAAAAAUUGGUGGUAAUUAUGAAUAUGGUUUGUAAUUAUACGUAGCAUUAAGUACUAUAAGCUACUAAAAUUGUUUGAGCAUUGAAGUCUUUUUUGACAUAUUAUAAAUGUAUGAAUAUGUAAUUUUUUACUGGAGGGUACUUAUAUGGCCAAAUGUUUCUGUUCUUUUGUAUUUUUAUAUCAACGGGCCAUUGAUUUUAAAUAAAUAAUAGAUUCAAAUA
Siniperca chuatsi (mandarin fish) is the source of this 2600-nucleotide messenger RNA. Its product is annotated as butyrophilin subfamily 3 member A2-like. Gene Ontology annotation, cellular component: external side of plasma membrane. NCBI's taxonomy places the organism in Eukaryota, Metazoa, Chordata, Actinopteri, Centrarchiformes, Sinipercidae. Gene Ontology annotation, biological process: negative regulation of T cell proliferation; cell surface receptor signaling pathway; T cell costimulation. The transcript is spliced from 6 exons. Bases 125 to 799 code for a protein of 224 amino acids. The record is from RefSeq and is a predicted model, not a curated record.